CAUCCCGCCCCAGGCUUUACCCUAUUCGGGGCCCCCUACUACCGGGGGCCGCAGGCCGUUCUGGUGCCACGUAUCGUUCGAAACCACAUCUCGCCAGAUGUGGAAAGCAUGCUGGCUGGCUUCGGACCAGGCUAGCCGCUGCACAAUGGCUGUCGUCACGUGGCAUAUUUUGACAUCAUGAUCCCUGGACUGCCUCCGGUUGGGUCGCAUAUACACAACCCCCCGACAUUUGGGGGGCUAGAUGGAGCUGUCCGCUCCCGGGCAUCGAGGAGCGUCGUCCAUCGGGCAGACUUUCCUCGAUGGCGCUACGAGAAUACCCGGCCCGGGUUUAGUUCUGCCCACGGCGGUGGCGGAGACGCCAACCUGAGCGUGCCUGCAUCGGAACUCGUCCUUUUUUACCAGGGCUAAGAUCGAAGGGGGAGAACAACAAAGGGGAGGACGGGGGUCCUAUUUCCUGGCCCAUGUCCGUGAUAUGCUGGCGGUUCGAGGCUCGUUUACAAGCUCGGACGGAUCCAGGAUAGGCCGUGGGCUGAUGGGUAUUGGGUCAUGGGACCCCAAUUGCGUACAGCAAAGCAUUUAGUGGUGAAUUUUAGUGCGGGCUUGGGACGGAUUGGCACAGAG
Messenger RNA from Gaeumannomyces tritici R3-111a-1, 621 nucleotides. RefSeq lists its product as hypothetical. The transcript has a single exon. Lineage: Eukaryota; Fungi; Ascomycota; Sordariomycetes; Magnaporthales; Magnaporthaceae. Bases 178 to 408 code for a protein of 76 amino acids. The record is from RefSeq and is a predicted model, not a curated record.